This is a messenger RNA of Dryobates pubescens (Downy woodpecker), 663 nucleotides long. It is a transcript of the gene CHCT1, whose product is annotated as CHD1 helical C-terminal domain containing 1. The record is from RefSeq and is a predicted model, not a curated record. Lineage: Eukaryota; Metazoa; Chordata; Aves; Piciformes; Picidae. Bases 1 to 663 code for a protein of 220 amino acids. The transcript has 5 exons.
AUGGAGGACAUAGGCUUCAAGGAUGAAGUGGAAGGAUCCGGGGCAAGGGGCAGCAGUGGAGAUGGCACAGCCAGCCAGAGCCCAGAGAAGGAUCUGGCUGGCAUGGAGAAGGAGGCAAGCUUUGUCACAGGUGAUGAGAGUGCUCCACCAUGCAAGACCCCACUCAUCUGCUCUGCAGAUGGCCUGGAUCAGGACACCUUUAAAAUUUGCAAGGAGUUUUUGAGACCCUUUAAGAAGUCCCUCAGGAAGCUGCAUUUGCCCCAGCACCUCCCCAGAGAGAAGAAAAUGAAGCACAUGAAGGAAAGUUUGACCAUAAUCGGAGACCGCAUCGAUCUGUUCCUCCAGCAGUACUGCAGAGCCUCAGAGGUUGAGCACUGGCAGAGGAUGCUGUGGCAGUUUGUCUCCCUCUUCUCACAGCUGGAUGCAAAGCAACUGCAGAAGCUGCACAGGUACAGCAAGAAGAACCAAAUGGCUAAGUUUCUGCAACUAUGCUGCCCUUCAGAAAAUCCAAAUUCACUGCCAAGCCCCAGAGAAAGGGAACUGGAGCAGCUUUACAUCAGCUGGGGUCUCUCCAGAGGUACAAGUGACCUACAGGAGAAGCUGGCUCAAAGAGACAGUCUCCAGCAACACAGCCACCAAGUCACCACCCAGCAUCAAGAAUGA